AUGGCUAGCCCAGAAAACCCCCCGGGGGGAGGCUCCCCGCCGGGUAUAACAUACAGCAGAACACUUCCUGAAUGGUUUGGUCCUUACGAAGACACCAUCAUCCUGCAGAUGAAUCCAACUGAAGGAAACAGCCUCCCAAAGAACCCUUUCACUAUCAGCAAGUCUGUCCAACUUGACGGUGGGAAAAUAGAAUAUGCCAAAACCGAAGCCAGAGGAACCAAAUACACCAUUAAGGUUCGCGGCCGGAAAUUGGCUGAAAAGCUUAUUAAAAUGGAAACUCUUAUCGACGGCACCCCAAUCCAAGUAAUACCGCACCCUCAACUAAACUUUACACGUUGCGUCGUCUCAUGUCGUGAUGCUGUUGACAUCGACGAAUCCGAGCUUCUGAAAGAAUUGAAGAGUCAAAACGUAACACAUGUUAGAAGAAUCACGAGGAAAGUUGCUGAUGAAAAUUCACGAGGAAAGCUGCUGACGGUGAAUACUGCCACCCUUGUCAUAACGGUAGCAGGCAUCGAGAAACCGGACUACAUCAAUUUCGGGCUCCUGCGCAUUCCAACACGACCCUAUUAUCCAACACCUAUGCUCUGUUUCAAGUGUUUGGAUUAUGGUCACACUAAAGUGAAAUGUACCGGAAACGAGAAAUGUCAAAAUUGCUCCCAGGAACACGAUGGAAUAUGUGAAAACCCCACUUACUGUCACCACUGCAAAAAUGGUCAUUCUGCCCUUAAUCGUCAAUGCCCAAAAUAUCUUUUGGAAGACAAAAUUUGUAAGAUGCAAGUAGACCUCAAAAUCACAUUUCCUGAGGCCCGACGAUUGUAUGAGUCCCAACAUACAAACAACAAAUCAUACGCCGAAAUCACCUCAUCGAAAUCACCCCUACAAGACGAAAUCGAAAAGAGGGACCAGGCACAAUCGCAGCCCAACCGCCUAAGUCGCUCUUUGGCACCAACCCAAGCUAAUGGAAAUCGUUCAACAACACCAGCCAAACGAAAUCAAACCGAAUCCCUCAAACAGCCACCGCAGAAAAAACAAGCCACAACACAACCCUCAUCCGAAUUCGAAGACUGCCCAGAUACAGGAUCUGAAACCGAUGUCCCAAUGACGCAGUGCACCCAGGACCUGUUUUCACAAAACUAA
Messenger RNA from Uranotaenia lowii, 1137 nucleotides. RefSeq lists its product as uncharacterized. The coding region runs from base 1 to 1137 and encodes 378 amino acids. The record is from RefSeq and is a predicted model, not a curated record. Lineage: Eukaryota; Metazoa; Arthropoda; Insecta; Diptera; Culicidae. The transcript has 2 exons.